This is a messenger RNA of Ixodes scapularis (black-legged tick), 543 nucleotides long. RefSeq lists its product as uncharacterized. The record is from RefSeq and is a predicted model, not a curated record. Bases 10 to 543 code for a protein of 177 amino acids. The transcript has a single exon. Lineage: Eukaryota; Metazoa; Arthropoda; Arachnida; Ixodida; Ixodidae.
UUUUUUGGUAUGUUAUUUGUUGAUGGUUUAUAUCAACUUUCAAUCGGCGUACGCACGUACCCGAGAAAGCCACACUUCCUCCUCAUCCUUUUUCUAGUUUCGAAGUCGGUCAAGUCAGAUUUUUUUUGCUGUUUUAAUUCUCGUCCUCGCAGUUUUUCAACUCUCUCACGACCAGCACCUUUCCUUUCUACAACUCGCCUUCCCCUUUCCUUCAAUUUGUUACGUUUCCUUUUCUCUCUUCUUUGCGGUUGCGAGUGUCUACAGGUCUUGAUCCCUUUUUUCUUUUAUAUUUUGUUUUGUUUCUUGGCUUUUGAAGCGCUCUCCCCUGUGGUUCCCACACUCUGCCGCCUUCAGUCGGUGCCUUGCCGUGAACCGUUUUUGCCGAUCUGGAACUCUGUGUCUUUCGCGAGCACACGUGGGACCUCUGGAAAGUCAUCUCCAGCGUUCACACUGUUCGUUCUAGACCGACGUGUUUUUGAACGGUUCGGACAAUCCGUCACUUUCGCUGGUUCUACCAUGUCGUCAGCUAACAGCGAACGGUGA